GGACUCCGGUCACUGUGGCAACGCGGCGGGCCCGGAGGCCGCUCCCGGCAGGCGCGCGCGAGAGCGAGUGAGCGAGAGCGAGCACGGCCAGGCAGAGACGCAGCAGCGGCAGAGGGAGAAGCAGGCUCCCCGCGGAGCAAGGAGCCCGAUGCGGGACUCGAUCCCAGGACGCUGGCAUCAUGACCUGAGCCGCAGGCAGCUGCUCAACCCACUGAGCCACCCAGGCGUCCUCAGGCAUUUUUUUUUUUUUUUUAAAGAAAUCUAGUUUUUAAAAAUUUUUCAGUUUUUUUUUGAAGAUUUUAUUUUAUUUAUUUGACAGAAUAAUCACAAGUAGGCAGAGAGGCAGGCAGAGAAAGGGGGAAGCAGGCUCCCCGCUGAGCAGAGAGCCCGAUGCGGGACUCGAUCCCAGGACCCUGAGAUCAUGACUUGAGCCGAAGGCAGAGGCUUAACCCACUGAGCCACCCAGGCGCCCCAAGUUAGGCAGUUUUAUAAGGAAACUUCAACAGUGACAUCCCGCUGUUCUCCAGAGGCACAUGAUGCCAGCUUGUCCCAUGACGGGGGCACUGAGGUAUGUGGUUUAGGUGUGUCUCGGUUACAGAAUUCUUACCAUUUUUCUGUUGGCAAGUAGCUCACCUUGCAGGGAGGUCAUGUAACCGCACUUUGUAUCACGGGUGUUUCCUGAGGCCAUUAUUAAUCCUGUUCACCAAAUAAAGACUUUCUGUUCCCAUUAUGCUUUGUACACACUGGUUGGAAUCCUACUGUAAGAAGGAACCUUGUGCCCCAGUCUUCUUUAAGCAGGCUCCGCUCCCAGCUGGGGCUUCAGCACCCAGAGACCAGGAGCCACCUGCUCUGCCCACGGAGCCAGCCGGCUGCCCCAGAAGCCUUCCCUGCUCCCCAUUUGUCCCUUCCUGUUACUUAGAUGUUUCUACUUUGUUUUUAUCCCAUUUGUUAUAAUCCAUUGCUGUAUUGUGUUGCUGAUUCUCCAGAUAUGGGCUUUGGGAGCCCCGUCCAGUGGACUUCUGUGUCCUUUCAGCAUGUCCCCCAACAUUUCUCAGCACCGCCAGAUGUUCAGGCCCAUCUCCAGCUUCCCUUGUCCUGGCCUGAAUCGGCCACUUCUCUGUGGAGCUCCGGCUCCUCCUCGUUUUGAAGAGCGCAUUCGGAAACCAGCAUCGGGCUGUGGGUGUGCUGACUGCGGUGUCCUUGCUUUGUGGCCUUCUCGGUGGGCAAAGCCAGGACAUCAGACCCACCCGCAUCUGUUUCUGUGUGUGUACAUCUGUGUAUAUAUUAAAGCUAUUCGGAGUUUCGGUUUGUGAACCGUGUUGUUCUGAAAGCCGGCGGCUCCCGGGGCGGGCCGGCCGGCUCAGCGUGGGGAGCACGGCUCCUGAUCCUGGGGUCACAGUUUGAGCACCACGCUGGGUGUGGAGAGCACUUAUAUGCAUCAACGGCUUUUACCUAUGGUCGUGGGACUACUUGGUAGUCAGUGGAGCACGGGAAGAAAGGCUUGUGGUCACAGGCCCAUGAUUUUCAGGCCCUGGAUGUGCCGGAAGAGGCCACGUAUGGAGUUUAGCUCAGACGGCCCACGCUGUGUCCCAGCUUGAGUGCAGAACCAGAGAUGAGCCACCUCUGCACUUUCUUUCAAGUCCCACAAAAACGUCUUGUAGAUUAAACUCACUACCUGUGUUUAUGGAGCGACGAGGGAACACUCCUUAAUGAGGAGUGAAACGACACUUCACGCCCCUCAAGGUGUCGUACGGCCGGGUCAGAGUGCGGCCGCUUACUGGAGCGUUCUCGAGUGCGCGUGAAGAACGCCGAAGCUGGAGCUCUGAGUGUCCCUUGCUCCGUUUCUGAGUUCCGGUCUGUAUUUGCUGUGUGCUGACAAGGUGGCUGCUGUGGGGUCCGCUCAGGAGUGGCUGCGCUGCACUUCUGUGACCCCGUUUCAGAGUGUCCCCGCAGGGCUCUCGAGUCCCACCCACUGGUCUCCCCGGUCCCAGCCGCAAACGGAGAAGAAAGUAUCAGUCUGCGGUGGACUGGAGAUCGAGAGGCAAGGAAGCGGCUCGUGAGUGCUGAAUCUCCUGGAGACCGGGGCGGGUGCCCCGCGGGGCCGCGGCUCUCGGAGGCUGGCGGGCUCCGGCGCUCGCUCGCUGCUUCGCGGCCGUGUCCCCUCAUCCGUUCGGGAGCCUGUUCGGAAGGACCCACUCUUGUCGGUGAGCCGGGGUUUCCUGUCUUUCCUUCCUGCACUGCUGGGGGAGGACAGGCUGAACAGAGCCCUCAGGGUCUCGCCCUGGGGGCCCCCCUGUGGCUCUCAGAACGCGUGACCAGACAGCUGCCGGCCGGCCCAGAGCGUGCCCCCACUUGGUGACAGUGACGCCGAGGACGGGGGCCUGGGGCGGGUGUUGCAGAAGGACAGCCAGAGCCCCUAACUGCGGGCCCGCCGCCCACCUUGCCCCGGCCGCAGCCGCGCAGAUGCUGCCGCCCACGGAGCAGGCCCUGAGCCAGCUGCUGGCCCGUAAGGAGGAGGAGUGGCGAGCGCUGCAGGCCCAGCGCGGCCGGCUGCAGGAGGCGGCCCUGCAGGAGGCGCACAGCCGGCUGCACCAGGCGCAGGGGGAGCUGCGGAGCCUGCGGGAGGACUUCGUCCACAACCUGCAGGUGCUGGAGGAGCGGGACCGUGAGCUGGAGCGCUACGACGUGGCCUUCGCCCAGGCCCGGGGGCUCGAGGAGGCACAGCGGGCGGAGGUGAGCGAGCUCAGAGUGGAGGCGGCCCGGCUGCGGCAGGCGCUGGCCCUCGAGGCCCGGCGGCGGGAGGACCUGCUGCGGCAGCACCGCCUGACGCUGCAGGAGCACCGGCGGGAGCUGGAGCGUGCACACAGCGACAAGAACAGUGAGAUGGACCAGCAGCGGGAACAGUACGAAAGCCUGAACCGGCAGCUGGAGAGAAAGCUCGCGGAGCUCCAUGGCGCGCUAGCUCAACAGAGGCAGGAGCUGCUGCUGGAAUUCAAGUCGGAAAUGCAGAAGCGGGAGCACGGGUUCCGCCAGCAGGCAGACAGCUUGAGCACCGUGGUCUCGACUCAUGAGCUCAAGGUGAAAGUGUUGAACGAGGAGCUGGUGGCUGUGAAGGAGGCAGCCGCCCAGGCCGCGGAGUUGCUGCGGAGCGCGGAGGCUGCCGGCGCGGGGCUGGAGGACAAGCUGCGGUGCAGGGACCUGGAGCUCAGGGCCGCGGCCGCUGCCAAGGACGCCCGGAUAAAGGACUUAGAGGACAGACUGAACUGUGUGCAGCUCUCCAGGAAGGAAGAAGAGGAGGUGGCCAGGAGGAUGCACGAGGAGCUGGACCGUCUGGCCAGGGAGAGGGACGCGGCGCUGGCGGCCGUGAAGGGCGCGCACGCGGAGCAGCUGCAGGCGCUGGAGGCCCGGGCCCGGGAGCUGCAGGCCCGCUGUGAGGCCCUCGAGCUGCAGCUGCGCCGGGCCGAGUGGAGGCAGGGGGACACGCUGAGGGAGAAGGACGCCGCCCUGGACAGACUUCGGGAAGACGCGUUGGCUCUAAGAUCCGGCUGGGAUGCCCAGAUCGCUGAGCUGUCCAAGGAGAUGAUCUCCAAGGACCUCCAGAUUCAGUCGCUGCAGGCAGAGGCAGUGGAACUCAAGGCACAUCUGGCCAGAUGUCAGCAAGACAUUGGAAGGUACAAGCAGCAGCUGUCCGCCGCCGAGGAGAGGCAGCGGGGCCUGGAGCGCGAGAAGGCGCAGCUAGAGCUGGACUGGCGGCAGCGCUGUGACGUCGUGGAGAGGGACCACUACCGCAAGGCCGAGGACCUGAUUCGGGCCUUGAGCGAGGCGCGGGAUCAGGCCUCUGCGAAGCUCCAGGAGACGGAGCGGACACUGCGUGACCAGGAGGAGGUGCUCAAGGCCUUGACGCUGGAGAGAGACCAGGCCGUGCAGGCAUUGAGGACACGCGGCCUCCUUCCCGAGAAGGAGGUGCAGGUGCUCCUCGGGCAGCAGGAAGAAGAGAUGAGGGCAAGUUUUCCGUCCAGUGAGAUGCAGAGGCUCCAGGAGCAGAACGCAAGCUUACGAAGGGCUGUUGCGGAGAUGCGGAAAGAAAUGGAGACUCUGAGUGACCACGUUCCUCCUCCUGCCCCGUCGGGGGCUCGGGCCGCCGACACAGAGCAGCCCCGUCCAAGCCCAGAGGCAGCAGCUGAGGCGCCUGAUCACAUCACGGUCCUUGAAACAGAAAUACGGAAUCUAAAGCAUAAAUUCAAAGCCUUGGAAGAGCAACUAGAAGACGUGUUUGAUCCUUCAAAGACCUCCUCCUCUUACGCUGACUUUCAACCCAGCGUCCACGCCUCGGCCCACAGUGAGGGAGAGAGCACGAGAGCAGGGCGAGAGGCAGGAGGAGAAGCAGGAGGAGCUGUGCCGGCCGAAGGUGCCCUCGUUGGGCUAGCGCUCAGGAGGCUCCGAAACAGGGCACACGUCGUGAACCUCCUGGUGGCCCGGCUCAGGCAGAAGGUGCUGCAGCGACCCCUGGACGUGGACACCGUCCAGCACGCGCUUCCCCGUGAGGUGGACCAGGUGCGCCAGCAGGUCUCGGAGCUGCGGAAGCAGGUGUUUGAGCUUGAGGAGCACCUCGGGAACAGGCCGCUGUUGCCCGCCUUGGACAAGGUGGCCCUCGGGAGGGAGAGCCCCACAGCGACUGAGGACCAGGGGCCGCAGCCCCCACAGGCCUUGUCUGUGCCCCGACUGCAGAGGAAACUAAAGGAAGCCGCCCGAAAAAUCCUCCGCCUCCGCCUGGAGAAAGAGCAGCUCCUGGAGAUGGGGAACAGGCUCCGUGCGGAGCUCGGCCAUCGGGCCCCGGGGGGAGCGGCUCAUCACCCCCCGCCCGGCCCCGGGGUCCAGAACCGGAGUGUCACCCGCGAGGCCGCUUCGGGACAACUGCAGCCCGGUUUUGCAGCUCAGGACUCUGAGAACACCAGGAAGACCCAUGUCUCCGAGCACUCCGGGAAGGUGCAGCCCCGCCUGGCCCAGACAGCCGGGAGAAGCCAGCCUCCGCAGGGCCAGGCGGCGGGAGCAGUGACAAGGUCAGGGCAGUGGCAACACAGAACAUCUGCGGCGACUUGCAGAUGCCCUCGGCACAAAGAAAACCAGUCCCCAAAGCUGCGCUCGGCUCACGAAGGCCCCACGGAGAGUAGGUGCCUGGCUGGGAGCUCCUCCUCGGUGGCCAGCGGUCCCCUCCAGGACAUGUGGAAGUUACUGGACCUGGGAUCCAGCCCCUCUGGCCUCACGUCCCAGGAUGACUCAGCACCAGGAGCCUUCUCUGGAAGCACCUGCCUGAGAGUCCCCAGCAGCGCGGCAGAGGCAGGAGGGAAGACCUGUCCCCUGAGGGCUGGGCCUCUGCUGGACAGUCCAGGGAGCAGCCAGUACGUCGGGACCGAGGCGGCCCCGUCUCCAGGCCACCGUGGGCAGAGAUCGCUGGGGAGCCCGAGACUCCUGCCUCGGAGACGCCUGCCCGUCCCCGCAGCCCUACUGUCUUCUGGCCUGUCCGCGGUGUCUCCGCCUGCCCCCGGCCAUCCGGGGCCUGGCAGAGCCGCCCGCGGGUCACCGGGCUGGAAGCUGGACCGCAGCUCAGGGCCCUGGCUUCCUGUGGGUGGAGGACCUUCUAGGCAGGCCGACGUGUCCUAG
This is a messenger RNA of Mustela lutreola (European mink), 5661 nucleotides long. RefSeq names its product coiled-coil domain containing 57 (gene CCDC57). Bases 2464 to 5661 code for a protein of 1065 amino acids. The transcript is spliced from 24 exons. The record is from RefSeq and is a predicted model, not a curated record. NCBI's taxonomy places the organism in Eukaryota, Metazoa, Chordata, Mammalia, Carnivora, Mustelidae.